Molecule: messenger RNA, 3191 nt
Organism: Diachasma alloeum
Lineage: Eukaryota; Metazoa; Arthropoda; Insecta; Hymenoptera; Braconidae
Product: protein trachealess
Exons: 11
Coding region: 1-2592 (863 amino acids)
Biological process (GO): regulation of transcription by RNA polymerase II
Molecular function (GO): RNA polymerase II transcription regulatory region sequence-specific DNA binding; DNA-binding transcription factor activity, RNA polymerase II-specific; protein dimerization activity
Source: RefSeq, a predicted model, not a curated record
AUGUUCCAUUUGUUGGAAAUGCGAAAGGAGAAGAGCAGAGAUGCUGCAAGAUCACGUCGUGGAAAGGAGAACUUUGAAUUCUAUGAACUCGCAAAGAUGCUACCACUACCCGCCGCAAUCACGUCACAGUUGGAUAAGGCAUCGAUCAUAAGGCUGACUAUUUCAUAUCUCAAAUUGAGAGAUUUCUCGGGGCAUGGAGAUCCACCAUGGAACCGGGACACACCACCACCUAAUAAAAUUAUUAAAGGAACUAAAAGAACUAGACUGUCAUCAACGCCAUUUGCAGAAGACAUGUUCGAACAGCAUCAGGGGACUCACAUUCUUCAGUCGUUGGAUGGUUUCGCAAUGGCAGUAGCUGCUGAUGGACGAUUCCUGUACAUUUCUGAAACGGUCUCCAUUUACCUUGGUCUGUCCCAGGUGGAGAUGACGGGAUCAAGCGUCUUCGACUAUGUCCACCAGCAGGACCAUGCCGAGGUUGCUGAGCAACUUGGUUUAGGUCUGACUUCCACGGGUUCCUCAUCUGGUCCACACUCCUCAAGUUCUGGUCUGGCGUCGCCCAGCAGUGCUGCUUCUGAGGAGCACGGUUCUACUUCUACCGCAAAUCCUGAUGUCUCCUCUGUGAUGUCGUUAACUACGACCGGUCUGUACAAAGGAUACGAUAGAGCAUUCUGUGUCAGAAUGAAGUCGACACUGACUAAAAGAGGGUGUCAUUUCAAGUCUUCCGGAUACAGAGUUGUUUUACUUCUCUGUCGACUGAGGCCGCAAUACCCAUUCAGUCAUACUAGAAAAUCAUCACCACCUCUGAUGGGAAUGGUGGGUAUCGCCAUUGCUUUGCCACCACCCAGUGUACAUGAGAUUCGGUUGGAGGCUGAUAUGUUUGUAACUAGGAUCAGUUUUGAUUUCCGGAUAGCACAUUGUGAACCAAAAGUUUCAGAAUUAUUAGAUUAUACGGCUGACGAGCUGACCGGAAAGAGUCUGUAUGCCCUCUGUCAUGGAGAAGACGCGAAUCGUCUGAGAAAAUCGCACGUCGAUUUGAUCAAUAAAGGGCAAGUCCUCACGCAUUACUACAGAUUAAUGAAUAAGAGUGGUGGAUACACGUGGCUGCAAACCUGUGCUACCGUCGUUUGUAAUUCAAAGAAUGCCGAGGAGCAGAAUAUUAUUUGCGUCAACUACGUUAUAAGUGGAAGAGAAUACGAGAAUUUGAUAAUGGACUGUUGUCAAUUGGAGGACGGUGUUUCCGGUGUAAAACGUGAAGAUGCAGCGGGAAACGACCCCGAAAACGGUUCCCCGGAUGCUGAUAGAGGAGAGGGCAGAAACAGUGGUGGUCCUUCGAAUUCCCACCCAGAGAAUCCCCAUCAUUCGCCUCCUGAAGAUCGAGAGGACAGUAGAAACUCAGAAGGUGAGACCCGUGGUGGUCGUCACCAUGACAAUGUAGCUCAACUUCAACAGGAACCGCAGGCAACCGUGACAAACUUGGGCAGUUUAUCAGUAAAGUCAUUGACCCGUCACAAACGGAAAUUUCCGCAGGAGGAUGACAGUUCAUCUGGAGAAGAAGAUGAUGAGGAAGAGACUGUAAAAACCCCGAGAAAUCACGCUUUGAGUCCAGCCUCAUCGAAUCAUUCGAUACCUACUGACCAAGUGCUGGGAUCAUCGAGUCCAAAAGUACGAAGAACUGAAACUAGAGAUGAAGUUCAUGGAGGAACCUCCGUAAAGGAUUUAGAACAGGCAAUGUCGAAACACCUUCCAGGAGCAUCACUGAGCAAGCCCGAAUCUCCUGCUCUCCAUCAACCAACUGAUUUCAGUACAGAUGCUCUGUUGAAGCAGCAGCAGCAAAAGUCUACGAUCCAGUGGAUAGGUGCUCAUCAUCACCUGGGGCAUCUCAGCCCCCAGCAGUCAUCCGCAGCUCCCCACCCAGCGUCAGCCCUCCUCCGCCAACUCUACGUCAAUCGAGAGAGUGUAAUUAGAAAUGUCCACGGAAUGAGUUCGAGUACGAGCAGAACUCCGACAUCAGGGGGCGUUUACUACUCAGGAGAAACACCUCAAGGUCCACUACCAACUCCACCGGGCUCAGAGGGCUCAUCAACGUACGGAGAGCAUCAGUUUGUUCUUAGUCACAAUCAGAAAUCAGCGACAGGUACGAGUGGAACUGAAGCUUUUCCCAGUCUGGUAUCUUCGUACUCGUCAGCAGGUGGCUAUGGAGUGGACUAUCACUCGACAAUGACUCCACCGUCUUCAGUAUCACCGAGAGACAAACAGCAGCAGCAACAGGCUCACCAGCAACAGCAACAACAGCAGCAACAACAAGCUCAACUGCAUUCUUCAAGUGUAGUCAGCAACUACGAAGCUCCAGUCUAUGGAGAUCCUGUUCUCAGACAUCAGUACGAACCCGCUCAACCGCUGCCCUUAAAACCACAGGUAUACUCAGCUGCUGUUCAUCCUAGUGCGCUUGAUGCCGCUGCUGCUUACGCAGCCUCCGCUGGCCUCAGUGAACAACCUCAGUUCUAUCAUCAUCCAGCUGCUGGCCCUGGAUUUCAUCUCUACCAUCCUAGCAACAAGGCUACCGCCAAUGGCUGGUACAGCUCGGCCUCCUAGUAGCUUGAAAACAUAUGGCGUGUACUUAAAUAAGUGAAAAAUCAACCCAAAGUCUGUUUUAUUAAUGAACAAAAGGAAUUUAAACUCCGGUGCAUAUCAGCGACUGCCGCGUUCUAUUUUAUCAACAAUUAUUCGUUAAUUCCUCUUUGAAAAGGUUGUUCUAGAGGAGUCGGUAUAACCUAGGUUCGAAAAGGACUUGAAAAAAUAAAUAAUUCUUUUCUAGAAAAUUCUUAUUAUAGGGUGAGAGUGGGGCAAAAUGAAACUGUCGAAAAUACGACUGUUUUACGCAAUUCAAGCAAAAAAAUUUUUUUUUCUAUUAAUUUUUGUUUAUCAACUUUUUUUUUAAUUAUUGGGAGUACUGAUCAGAAUAAUAAUUUUCCAUUCAGUAGAAUGAACAAUUAUUGCGAUGUUUUGAUGGGAGAAGAUUUUGUCAAUGUAUUAAUUGAAAAGAAAAUGAAACAAAAUCCAAAGUCCAGAGAAAAGCCCAGGUAGAGACUUGAAUUGGGAGAAAGGAAAAUGUGAUACGGAAUUUCAAUCGAAUGAAAAAAAAAAGUAUAAUCUGCCUAAUCUAAUAAAUUGAAUUAUAAGAUGAAUAAAAC